Messenger RNA from Zea mays, 1340 nucleotides. RefSeq names its product Regulator of Vps4 activity in the MVB pathway protein. The record is from RefSeq and is marked predicted. NCBI's taxonomy places the organism in Eukaryota, Viridiplantae, Streptophyta, Magnoliopsida, Poales, Poaceae. The transcript is spliced from 4 exons. Gene Ontology annotation, biological process: protein transport. The coding region runs from base 139 to 741 and encodes 200 amino acids.
GCAAGCCAUCUUCUUCUUCCCCGGCCUCUCAACCAAGCAAAGGACCAACGGGACAACUAGGCUUGGCAUUUAGUACAUAACAGGGUAACGAAGGCAGCACCAGGAAGACCUCCAAACUCCGGCAACAGUCGACCAACAAUGGGCUUCAUCCACAGGGGGACCUCCAAGCAGAUCAGCAAGGUUAAGACCCUUCUAGGGCUUGCCUUGUCCCGCCUUACCGCUGCCCGCCGUCCCCGCCUCGCUCGCAGGUCGAUUUCCCGCAGCGAUGUGGGACAGCUGCUAGGGCUCAGCCACCUCGAUCGCGCUCUCCACCGUGCAGAGCAGCUCAUAGAGGAGGAUAACAUGCUGGAGGCAUUCAACAUAAUAGAGCUACACUGCAAUUGCCUCAUCGAGCACGCAAAGCAGUUAGACAAGCCCAAUGAAUGCGGCGAGGACAUUCGGGAGGCAGCCGCCGGGAUCAUAUUUGCAGCCGGGAGGUGCAGCGAUCUUCCAGAGCUGCUGUUUGCACGCACUAUACUGGCAAAUAAGUUUGGAGACGACUUCGCAACGAUGGCAAAGGAGGGCACUGGCGUCGUCGACCCCAUGUUGGUCUGGAAGCUAUCUGGCAACAAAACAAACAUGGAGGUCAAGAAAAAGGUGGUGAAAGAGAUUGCUGCCGAGAACAAUGUGUCGGUGGACUUCUCUGAGCUCCAAGAAGUGGUUGAGCAGGAUGGCAGCGGCAACGAUCCGCACCAUCAUUAGCUCAACCACGAAGCUAUAAACCAAACUGACAUGAAUGGAAGUUCAGAGUCAAACUCUUGGCAUUCUACCUCUCACAUGUUUCCAACUCGGAUGAAGCAAACAAUGGCCAUCCGAAACAAAAGAACAUGGAAGUGCGCACAAGAAGAUGAACUUUCAGAGCAUCCAGCUCAGAUGCAACAAGCCAGAAUGAGGAAAUGCUACGUUUAGCUUCCACACUUACCAAGUUAUGGGUGUGCACACAGCACACGUUAAAUCUGUAACUGUAAAGCAACUAACAAUGUCCAAUUACUUGAGUCAGCAAAACCUUCCAUUUCUUCAUGAACAGAUACAGAAGUAGCCAUCAGUGAUAUAAUCUACAUUAUACUGACCCUUCUUCUCCAAUCCAUCAAGUCUCUAAAAAGAGAAGUCCACUUUGCCACAGAAUUUACAUACAACCUAAUACAGGAUCUUGAUUGUAGCACCUGUUAAAAUACGUGAAAGAUCUCCACUUCAUGGGGUGUUUUGUGUUUUGAAGAGUCUUCGUGGAUACAUAUUUGUAAAAUCUACUUAUGAUGUACAUGCACUGCACUUGAUGGGUUAAUAUGAGAUCACUGGAAAUG